GUUAUCAGCCUGAUGAGCGCUACUGCCGCGGACGGAUCGCGGAUAGGGGUUGGCGCGCUGCGGCCUCGAGCGGAGGGGCGGCGACGACGCAUCUGAGGAAGUUGCGAUCGGUGGGCACUGGCUCAGAGUGGAGAGAUGCCGCCGGAGAAGGCUGCUGCGGCCUCGAGCGGAGGCGUGCCGACAACGCAUCUCGGGAAGGAGGCGGCGGCGGGCGCUGCCUCGAGUGGAGAGAUUCCGCAGAAGAAGGCUACGCCCUCGAGCGGAGGGUCUGCCGGCUCGGGUGCUCUUCACGGGAACUCUACUUCCCAGUACUCUGAAGAAUCUGCCGCCGGGCACCCUAGCAAGAAGGCGCGCACAGCCUCAAGUCUGAAGAUACCACAGAAGCACCACAAAGCUGAUAUAAGCUUGAGCGGAGGGACGCUGCAGAAGCAGAGCUCAGAGGUGGAGGCUGAUACCAGCUCGAGUGGAGAGGUGCUGCACGAGCAGGAGCAUCCCAAGCACUUUCAGGAAUCUGAUCCCAACGAGAUUGUACAUGCCAAGGAAGAAAAUAAACAUGUGCAAGAAGCCAAUCAUCUGAUCGAACAGCUGAAUGAGUUGGGCGGCAUGGGAGAGGAUAUCAGCGAGGAGGAGUUCCUUGCUUACCAUGACAAGCUACCUCGCAUCCCUUGUUAUAUCGUUGCCCGUAAACUGACAAAUGAGGAGCUCGAUGAGCAAGAUCUUCGCCACGCACUUUGCCGCUUCAGAUAUUACAAAUACAAGUUGAAAGAGGAGGGAAAGGAAGAUACAUUUGACCUUAAGGACGUUUCUGAGGCCGAGUGCGAUCAGGCGUUCUUAAAGAAACAGAGAUUUUUCAGACGAUUCGAGGAAAUUUCCACACUUGAUUGGUAUUUCCACCCUGAUUACUGCAAAGAUCCUUCUCUUAGUGACUACCAACGCCUAGUCCUUCGAAAUUAUGGUAGUAGCGAGUACGCCAGGUGGACUGAGUACCACGAGUUCCUUCAUAGCCAUGACGUUGAAGAAGAGUAUGUCAAGUUCUGUGAGGAAUUGUUCAAGAAGCUAGAGUGGAUGGAAGGUUAUCUAGAUUUUCCCCGGCCAUCUCAUAAGUGGGAUCGCAUAUCUUCCCGAGGAGCUUUACAAGCAAUUAAACUUGCAUCUACUACCUUUCAGAAGAUCACUGCGUCUUUAGCUUACUAUGGCUACUUUGAGUGUAAACAGAGCAUGGCCUAUGACCGUACUUGGUAUAAGGAUUUAGAUGGUGUUCAUUUUGAGAUUUGGUGUCGGGUCACUGAGAAACAGAUGAGUUUCAGAGAUGCUCUAGCGGAGGUUUGUAAGCUGAACAGGUUUCCAUUACGCCAACGUAGACUGGAAGGUGCACUGAAGCGUGACUACACCAUGGAGAGAUUGGAAUCGGAGUACCAUACCUGCACGGCAAAGGUUCCCCCGGGAGUAAGUAGUUGCGUUUUUUUUUUGUGUGUGUGUGUGGCAUGCAAGUGUAAUCCAUUGGAAUUUGUUUUAUUAUGUGAUGUCUUGUCUGCUUGCCUUCAUCAGACUGAAAAGGACAAGGCUAAGGAGUUGAUUGCAAAGGCAGUUAAAAAUCGGCUCAAUAAGCCGAAGACCUAUGCGCAGUAUAUCAGCAAGAAGAUACACAUUGCGCGCGUUGCUGGAAUACUUCCUCUGAAGGAUUCGAAGGAGCAGUGUAGUUAAGGUUCCGAAGAAUGGGAUUAUGAAAUUGGUCCAUACCUUGCCCUUCUGCCAAAGACCUAUGUUUAUUUUCCUCUCCUCUGAAGGCGUUGUUUCUGAGAUUAUGAAAUUGGACAGUUGGUCAAUCCCUUGUCCUUCUGCACUGUGCUGCCCACAUGUGAUUGCGUAUGCAGAAAUGGUAGUGAUCUGUAAUAUAUAUUGUUAUGGAUCAUAUAUGCUCGUUGGGAGCAAAUAUAGCAGUUAAUACUCCCUCCGUUUCGAAAUAA
Messenger RNA from Aegilops tauschii subsp. strangulata, 1967 nucleotides. RefSeq lists its product as uncharacterized. The record is from RefSeq and is a predicted model, not a curated record. Lineage: Eukaryota; Viridiplantae; Streptophyta; Magnoliopsida; Poales; Poaceae.